GAAACAGCAAAACAUAGUUUGUUACCGGUUUUGUGAAACCUUUGAAUAUUAUAUUUGCUCCACUACCAGCAGGGAACAGUGAGGACGCUCUUUAAAUAAUUAAUUCUGCAUUGGUCUUCAUUAGGAAACCUUUGCUGUUAUUUGGCUGCUGGUUUUCUGCAAAAUGAGCUGCAACAGUGAGCACAGUCACCGCCUUAGAAAAUAUAAUGAUUUACCUGUCUGGGUGGUAGAAGAUCAUCACGAUGUCCUGCCUUUUAUCUAUCGUGCCAUUGGAUCUAGACAUCUGCCUGGUAGUAACAUUAGCUUUAUUCAUUUUGAUUCCCACCCGGAUCUCCUCAUACCAGUGAAUAUGCCUGCAGAUACUGUGUUUGACAAAGAAGCCUUAUUUAGUGAGUUAAGCAUUGAGAACUGGAUCAUUCCUGUGGUGUACGCUGGGCAUUUUUCUCAGGUAGUCUGGAUUCAUCCAUUCUGGGCCCAGCAGAUUAAAGAGGGACGGCAUUCCUUCUUGGUAGGCAAGGAUAAGUCAACCACUACCAUAAGGGUCACAAGCACUGAUGAUUAUUUUCUAAGUGAUGGACUUUACGUCUCUGAAGAACAACUUGAGAACCCCAAGCCACUUCAGUUAGAUGUAAUGCUCUUGAAUCCUGUGAAUCACCCUGGCUGUGAAGAUGAAGAAAAAGGUGAAUCUGUAGCUAAAAAGCUAAAGCUUACAGAAAGUGAAGUAUCAUCAGAAUAUCCCUUGUCUUCUUCUUCUUCUAAAGGAUUUGCUUUUUCCAUCUGUGAAGGGGCAGAUGGAGACAUAAGGAAGGGGACUUGUUCCAAUGACAACAUGGAAACCUGCAGGGAUGCAACCAAUAUAUUGUCACUCAACUCCAAGCUUGCUAAUCACAUUCUGCAACUGCUGGAGCAAGGGGAGGCUUAUGUUCUUGAUGUAGAUUUAGACUUCUUUUCAGUCAAGAAUCCCUUUAAAGAGAUGUAUACCCAGGAUGAAUACAAAAUAUUGCAAGAGCUCUACAGUUUCAAAAAGCCAAAUUCUGAUUCUUUGGAGGAUGCCCUGGUUGAUUGCGUAGAGAACCGUAUACGACAACUUGAGGACCUUGAAGCAGCAUUUGCAGAUUUCUGUGAGGAUGAUGGUGAGGAGACUGUGCAAAGAUGGGCUUCUAAUCCUGGAAUGAACUCUCUUACCCAGCUUGUACAAAGCUUAAAAAGUCGAAUGGGAGCUCCAGAUUAUGAAAUGAUCCACCAGGCUGGUCUUACAUGCGAUUACGCUGAGCUUCCACAUCAUGUCAGCACAGAGAUGGAGAUAGAAGGUUUUGUCCAAUCUAUGAAACAUUUAUUGAAGCACCUGCCAAAACCAACUCUUGUCACAAUAGCUAGGUCCAGCCUUGACGACUAUUGUCCUUCUGAACAAGUUGAUAUCAUUCAAGAAAAGGUUCUAGAUGUUCUUCGUUCCCUUUAUGGAACACUAGAUGUUCACUUAGAAUUUUCUCCUGGAUCAUCAUCUGUUUAAUAUGAAGCUGGUGAUGGAUUUUCUAUACUUACAUAAUGAGCCUUAUUUAGGUUUUUGUUUUUUUUCUUUAGGCUAUAGUCUGUUUGAAGCACUUAACUUACUGAGUAAUGAUAUUUAGGAUUUACAGUCCUGUAAAUCUUCUUUAGAAAUAACUACUACAUGUUAAAUGCCAAGUUUUAAAACAUUCUUAAUUAAACACACACAAAAAAUUUAGUGGUUAUUCUAUCUUCUAGAGUUAAUGUAUAUUUAUGGUAAAGGGACAUUAAACUCUAAAGAAUUUU
This is a messenger RNA of Bombina bombina (fire-bellied toad), 1791 nucleotides long. RefSeq names its product chromosome 5 C5orf22 homolog (gene C5H5orf22). The transcript has 9 exons. The record is from RefSeq and is a predicted model, not a curated record. The coding region runs from base 164 to 1510 and encodes 448 amino acids. Lineage: Eukaryota; Metazoa; Chordata; Amphibia; Anura; Bombinatoridae.